AUCAAAACCCUCUCUCGAAGUUUCCUUCUCUAACUUCCAUCUCUCUCCUACGAAGAUAUUUUUUUUUGGGUGUUUGUUGUUUCAUUUCUCUUCUCUUCUCCAUCCACAAAAAAUAAAGGCUAUUGCUUCUUCAACUCGCAGAUUUUUCCGAUGCUUCGACAGUGAAAUUGACUUAACUAAAGAGAGAUACAUAACAGAACAACCUUUGAAAACGUAGCAGCGGGCGGCGGAGACGGAGACGGAGGAGCUAGCGGUUUUAAAAAAAUGGCGUGUGAAGGUGGAGGAGGAUCAAACAUCAGAUCUAGUUACUACAACGUUCUCGGGAUCCGUAAAGACGCUUCCGUUUCCGAUAUCCGCACUGCUUACCGUAAGCUAGCCAUGAAAUGGCAUCCGGAUAGAUACGUUCGGAAUCCUGGACUCGUCGGAGAAGCUAAACGUCGGUUUCAACAAAUACAGGAAGCCUAUUCUGUUCUGAAUGAUGAGAAUAAGAGGUCAAUGUACGAUGCUGGCUUAUUCGAUCCUCAUGAAGAUGAUGACGAUGACUUCUGUGAUUUUUUGCAAGAGAUGAUCUCAAUGAUGAACAAUGUCAAAAAAGACGAGGGAGAGAGUUUAGAGGACUUGCAACGGAUGUUCACGGAUAUGGUUGGUGGAGAUGGCGUGAGCUUUGACUGUAACAACAAUCCAAAGGGUAGCAAAAGACAACGUGUCAAUAUAUCGAGGAGUAGUGCUGCGAUGCGUUAACGCUUACUACUUCUUCUGUGUGUUGUGUGUAUCGUGUUGUAUCAAAAUUUCAAUUCCAUUUUCAAUCGUCUAAGACCCCAAUGCCCAUAUAUAAUAAAAUAUCUCUAAGAACUAGUUAGAAUCUUUUGAAGUUCUUUUAUGACGCGUGUUGGUUAAGUUGCUUUUGCUUCCCAACAUGAUCCCAAUCACACACAAAUGUAUCUCUCUUGAUUUGGUUAGGAUCACAUUAAA
Camelina sativa (false flax) is the source of this 972-nucleotide messenger RNA. RefSeq lists its product as uncharacterized. Lineage: Eukaryota; Viridiplantae; Streptophyta; Magnoliopsida; Brassicales; Brassicaceae. The record is from RefSeq and is a predicted model, not a curated record.